AUGGCUACCUUCUCUAGCACUCCUUCCAGUACUGCUGUUACUAAUGCAUUGUCAACAACAUCAUCAUUGAGCUAUCAUCAUUUACUCUCAGCAUCAAAUGGCAACAAUAAUAAUAAUAAUAAUAAUAGUAACAACAGUACAUCAUCCGAUGAAAAUUUAACGCCCAUCAAUCCUAUUAAUGAUAUUAAUCUGAAUAAUACAUUCGAUAGCAAUACAUCUUAUUUAAAUAAUGCAGAUUUUUCGUUGUGUUUACCAUCGACUCAACAGACAACACCGUAUGAUGCAGUUGUUGCAACAUCAACAUCACCUUUACCGUUCAAUAAUGAUCCACUUGUUCGACAUUUCUUCAACUAUCGCCAACAAAAUGACGCGAAUCUCAAUGGCAACUACUAUCCAAAUAUGUCGUCUGGCUCAUUCGUUAAUGCAUUUGAUUAUUCCUAUGCAAAUAUGGCACCUUCAAGCAUAGUACCAAGUCUUGGAUCUGAUCCCUCGUUGCACAAUCAUGCUUUUCCGACACCUAACUCGUCGCAACAUCAUCCUCAUGCUCAUCCGUUUGUUAAUUCGUACAUCUCGUACCCACACUCACAACAACAACUUUUAAAACCAACUGAUUCGUUUGCAAUGCCAAUACAACAGCCACACGCACAUCCUCAAUCUCAUCAUCAUCAACAGCAACAACAACAACAACAAAAUAUUUACCCAUGGAUGAGACGAAUUCACAAUACGUGUGAUCCACACAUUGGUGAAACGAAACGAACACGAACAUCAUAUUCAAGAUAUCAAACACUCGAAUUGGAAAAAGAAUUUCAUUUUAAUCGAUAUCUAUCACGAAGAAGACGAAUUGAAAUCGCACACAGUUUAGCGUUGACUGAACGACAAAUAAAAAUAUGGUUUCAAAAUCGGCGAAUGAAGUGGAAAAAAGAUAAUAAACUGCAAAGUUUAAACGAUAUCAGUAAAAACGAAGACAAAGCCACAUCACUCAACAUUAAGCGUGAAAAACAAGACGCAUCUUCAACAAAUAAUCCAACUCAUUCAACUAGUAAUGAACGUCAUCAAUCACCCUCAUCAUCAUCAUCUACUCCAAAUAGUUUUAAUUAA
Messenger RNA from Adineta ricciae, 1098 nucleotides. The record is from the annotation of a GenBank genome assembly. NCBI's taxonomy places the organism in Eukaryota, Metazoa, Rotifera, Eurotatoria, Adinetida, Adinetidae.